Gasterosteus aculeatus aculeatus (three-spined stickleback) is the source of this 5131-nucleotide messenger RNA. RefSeq names its product map3k7 C-terminal like (gene map3k7cl). Lineage: Eukaryota; Metazoa; Chordata; Actinopteri; Perciformes; Gasterosteidae. Gene Ontology annotation, cellular component: cytosol; nucleus. The record is from RefSeq and is a predicted model, not a curated record.
UAAUGAGUUUUUUCGUUUUUUUGGUAUAAAGAUUAAUUCUGGUAUUGGGCUCGGUCCAAUGUAAUAGCAUUUGGUUGUCUCUAAUCUCCUAACCCCAUAAUUCUUAAUCAGAACCAAAGGCAGUAUUUGUUUUUUUUUAUCAUCAAAUAAUCCGCCAUGAACGAGGCCAUGGAUUACAACUCCGGCCUUCUGCAAAGCUGAGCAGGAAUUUUCUCCUUCUUACUUCACCUGAACAAUGCUCUGCUCUUGGACAAGGUUUCAUUCUUCACAUAUGUUCAUGUGUUUGUUUUUACACAGCGAUGAAAACUUUCCUCUCAAUGAUUCUGAAACACAGAGCUCUCAGCCUUGGCGGCUGUUGGAAGAAGUGAAACAAAUUGGGGAGAUGUUCAGGGAUAUUGGCAUCUGUAUGUUUGUGCUGUCGGCAAGAAGGUCAGAGAUUAGGAUCCAUAACUCUUCCAUGUGGUGAAGAGAAAAAGAUCGAGAGAAAAGUCCUGAGAGAUCCAAAAUGAAAAUACGGCUCAAAGAGACCGUUGUUGACAUUUUAAACGCGUCCAAAAUCGGCGGGAUAAUUCUUUUUAUUGCGUUCACUUGAAGGAAAGGUCAGCAACGGACAUGAAUUCUCGAAAGACUUAAAUUACGUUGAUUUUUGUUUACACUUGUGGUCUAAAACCAGCUGCAUUAUCGCAAUUACUUCUGUAUGAGAAAGUUAUCCUUCCACAAUUUGUGCCACACAUUCGUCUACAAUACCACAUCCAAAUCGUUUCAACCUGUCAAGUCUGACAAUUUAAAGGACUGGCAGACGUUUGAGUAUGUCCCAUCCAUCACGAUGAGACGAACGGUCUCUGGGGCUGAUAAGGCAGGUCUGUCAACAGCCUGUCAAUGAAGACAAACGAGGAGGAGGAGGAGGCCUCUGGGAGGUGCACAGCAUCAUUUAUCUCUCUUGCUCUGUCGUCUCUCUGUGUCUUUCUGUCCUACCGUCUGAAAUACUUGCUGUAAAUAAUUCAGGGGCAAUGCUCUGAUCUGCUGCUGUGCAGGUGAACUGGCCACAAGGAUGUUUUACUCCAGAAUGUUGCAAUACAUCUGAACAUGAGGAAACCCUGCACAGUAAUUAUUUCAGGGACUUGUGUCUACAUUUUGUUUUAGGCCUGUGUUUAGGCCUAUAAUGAGUUAUGGUCGUUUUUAGGGUGCAUUCAGCCUAAAAUAAUGGCCAGAUGGAGGGUUGAUGGACGUUUCUUUCCAGCAGCUCUGGAAGCGUGGGUCUCAAAUGCAAAAUGUUGCUGUUGUGUUAAAACCAGUUCAUGCAUAUUUAUUGCUCACCGCAAAUUAGGCAUUUCCAUAAAGUAAGCUCACCAGCUAGAACACAAUGAUAAGAAAUGACUAAAAUGAUCAUUUAUGCUAGUAGCAUCAUACCUGGACCUGUUACUGCCUCCUCUCUUAGUCCUGAAUAGCUGAGGCUUUUGGUCAACAAUAUGCUUUUCAUAUGUUCAUGGUGCUAAUGGAUCAGGGAUUAUUAAAGUCCCCCAGUGACCUAAACACUACCUGGGUGCCCCUUGAUUAGAGUCCCAGGGGUGUUAAAAAAAGAAACAAUACCUGUGCCUCAAGAAGACAGGCACACUGUGUUUGCGAGAUACAAUCAAUAAGCCAUUUUUCUAUAAACAUUCAGUCAAAAUAUGUUCUUCCAACAGUUGUAUUAGAUUUUAUUGGCGAGGAGGGGAUGUGUGUUUGCUUUUUUUUGCUUGUUUUCAGUCUGGCAUUGGAGAGGCUUCAUCAUUCCAGUAAUCACAAUGACACAAUCAAGCGGGGGUUUGUUUGCCGCCGUAGCAACUAUCAGCAGCCUGUUGAUCCACUAAUUCUCUCAAUCUCUGAAUAAACAAAUGUGCUACUGGCAUAGUUCCCCCUCAUAUAAUUAGAUCAUUCUGAUCAAGAAGAGCGAGGAUUCACAUUUAGACAUUUAGAUGUGCUGCCACCGUAUAAUCAUUUUACGUUGUUAACUGUAAUGUAAACAUAAUGUUCAAAUGUUUCCUUUUGAAAUACGUUUUUAGUUUUUGGCUUCAAUACAUGCAGUUGCUGUAGUUUUUACAGCAAUCUAAAAUUGUGGCCUGAUUCGUAUUUUGCAACAUUAAUUCAAUGUGUGGCUCCGAUCUACCAUGGAACAUGCCAUGAAUUAUAUUUCGUUUGUGAGCUCACAGGUUCUCUUAUUGAUUAGUUAGCUCAGGCCUAAGCUAAGGUUAGCUCUUAGCUCAAUUAGUUCAUUCUGAAGGACGGCGUCUACUUUCAACACACACCUGUUAGGGAGAGAGAUCAUGAUGAUCAUAAUAUUACGUCCCCUUUUUGAAGCAUCAAAUUUCAAGAUGAUAGAAACACUAUUAUGAGAAUAAUGUAUAUGAAUAAAUAUGUCCACACUCUGGGUGUACACCUACAUGAAGUUUACUUGAAUUAUUUAGAAGGCGCAUGUUUUGUUUAGGUUGCAUCCACUAACAUGCAGAGGAGGGGUUUAUCAGCUGUACUGCAGUCAGCCACCAGGGGGCGGUCAAUACAUCUUUGCUGCACUUAGGAGCUGCAUAUAGCUGUCAUUACGCCCAUCUUUAAACCGACGCUAUAAUUAAAAGAUGCAGAAACAAAUUGAUCCUUUCUACCACAAGUUGUGACCAGAUAUUUGUGCUCUAUGCCGCUCCAUAAAUUCCCAACUCCAAACCCCCAAGUUUUGUUUUGGUGACGAUUGAGCUUAAACUAAUAACCUUACCUGGGUUAUUUUUUUCUGGGAUAGUGCUACAGAGCCACAUGUUUAAUACCAAUUUUUCUUUACAGCAUACAGUGAGAUUAUAGGCCUACAGAGUACUCAAGUACUCCUGAGUAAAACAUCUGUGCACAGUACCAGUCAAACGUUUGGACACACUUUCUCAUUGAAUUAAGAACAUUUUUAACUGGUACUUCAAAAAUUUCGCCUGUCCCUCUAAAAAGUCCACCCUUACGUGCCUGAAUCCCAUUUGAAGUAGUCUAUGUAUUGUAAAAAACUCCCCCCAUACAUAUAAUAUCACCUGCUUUACGACCUCCAAACAGACUAAGAUGCUUCUUCCUCCAGAGCUUUUAUGGCGAGAGAUGUUCAUUCUUAGCAACUGUCUCAUUGCACAGCUAUUGCAAAGCCAAAGACCAUCGCGGCCACUGUGUCACUCAAAACAGUGCCACGGCUAUGGGCAUUUUUGAAGGCUAAAGUCAUGUCAUCUGAGACAUUUAAUUGGUCCCGGGUCCACACAGGGGGACAGCGGACGGCAUUCCUCGACUGCCUGCGCCCUGUUGUGUUGCUCUUCACCACAUGGUUGCUACAGUCCGCGAAUAACAUGUCAAUGCCAACGCAAACUUGAGCUGCUGGAGUCCGUGUGACUGAUGCAUGCUGGAUGAAUAUGGUGGAGAACUUCUGAUUUCUCAAUAAAAUAGUUUCAGUCUCAAGCGGGAAGUGGAGAUCAACUUUUGGAGGGAGAGUUAUGCCAUGCUACGGCCGAGAGACGCCUUGUACUAUUUCUGAAGAGACCUCAGCGGUUGUCCGACGGGGAAAAGGCAGCUGUCAAUAUUGAGGACGUACCCUUCAUUUUAAUUUUAAUUUUUUGGAAUUUCCUGUGCUGGGCUGCUGCUGCUUCAGCUAACAGCUCUUUUUUGGGGCCUCACAAAGGGAUAAAUGAUCACCUCAACCAGAAGAGUGUCUCCCGAUAAAUCCGAAGUUAGAAUCGCCUUCAGCCUCGAAGACACAUCAGGAGUAAAAGAUGUGGAAGACCUUCCUAAGACUUUCCCGGAUCUUGAACAGCGACUGCAGCCAGUGCCCCCCUGUGGGUCUCUGAGAGAGAGCGCCGAGGUGUACAAGGAGCACUGCAGGAUGGCGAGAGAAUUCCACCAGGUCAAACAUGACAUCGCAGUGAUCGAGGAUCGCAAGCGCAAAUUGCUAGCAGAGCUGGUGGAGGAUGAGAAGGUUGCAUUGGAGAUUGCCCGUCUGGAGGAGGAGUUUCGGCGUCUAACAGAGGAGAACCGCACCUUGAUGACUGUCCACAACGAGCGCGCUCAGCAGCUAGAGAGGCUCUGCUACACCAAUCAAACGAGACAGGACCCCUCGUGACCUCUGACGCCCGCGGAACCGGAGGCCUCCAAACAUCCAGCUGACGGCAUGCCCGGACACCAUGCAGAAAUAAAGGCACAACUAGUGUUUAUUCUUCAUAAUAACAGUCAGUGAAUCCGCCCUCAGAAAGGCGUUGUGUUUAUUCAUGUCUGAGUCAUUUGUUUGAACCACCGCGACUUGCUGUCAUCAAUUCUAUCAAGCCGUGACACAAGGCCACUUUUCUGGGUUUUGUUGUGUGAUCUUGCAGAACCUCCCCGGUCGCCCUUGCAACACCUCGCAGUCUAUAUUUAUACAAUGUCAGCUUCUGUGGAUGACCAGAUAUUCAGAUAUCCGUCUGAAGACCUUUGGAGACUCAGAUCUCUUAGCUGAGGUCUGCGGAGGGAGCCAAAGGUGGUAUGAUGUGGGCCAAGUGUUGUAUUUUGAGGAUUGUUUCCCCUUCCUCUUCCUCUCUCCCAACUCGUUACUAACAAUUCAAGUUCCUGUUAUGGUAAAAAAGGAAAUGAGACAAACGUCGAACAGAGUCAGGGAUUGGGAAAUUAAAGCCAUUUGAGGAGAAGAGCAAAAGUAAAUUUCUCAAUACCAAUCUGCUGCGACACACAGCACUGUGUGAGUACAUUUUGUUGCUGUAGCGUGUCUCACCCGCCGGUGGAAGGGGAUGUAUACAUACACAAACAUGUGGUGAUAAAAUGCAUUUUACUUUAACAGUAGCAAAAGUUUCAUUUCUCGCCAUGCUUGUGUGUUUGUGCCGUCUCCAUGACUACGCUGUGGUGCUUACAUGGAAAGAGGAACUAAAUUUCUUUUUUUUUUUUUCAUGGGGAGAUUAGCUCACAGUGGAAUUCUGAAAACGUCACCUGAUUGGCCAGUUCGACACUGGCAGCCUUCCCUCUUCCUCCUUCAAAUCAUGUGACAUUGACGACUGUGCUUCGCGGAGAUGUUUGGUCUACUUGUUGUGCUUUACUGCAUGCUUUUACUUUAUAGAAAAAUUGCUUUCAAAGUUUAUCAUUAAACACUUUUUCUGGCAGCAUU